GCCAGGGUAGAAUCUCUUGGACACCCAGACACACAGGGCUCAAGGCCCUUGCCUGGAUCAGCCCCCUCCUCCCCUCUCAUCUAGUACCACCUGCUUUAGUAUUCCUGGCUUUAACCCUUCUUUCUCUCUGUGUCCUGGGCUGCCUGCAGGAGCCAGUUAGUUCUCCAUUCCUUAAACAGUUCCAGCUCCAGCACCAUCCCUGGGCACAUCAUGGAGAAGGAAUUUCAAGACAUACAGCAGCUGGACUCUGAAGAAAAUGACCAUCAGCUCAGUGGUGGUGAGGGGCCAGGUACUCAUGGGCAGACUCCCAGGAGAGAAAAUCCAUUUUGGAAAGGGUUGGGGAUUGAAGCCAUGACCUCAUGCAUCCUAGGUUGGCGCUUUACUACCGAGUUACAUCCCCAGCUCCUGUCCCCUGGAUGCCUGGCUCCUGACACCCCCUCUCUCACAGGGUCGCCUCCUCCCCAGCCCUUUCCACAGCGCCUCUGCUCCAGGUUCCAUCUCAGUCUGCUCGCCCUGGGCUUCAAUAUCCUGCUGCUGGUGGCUGUUUGUGUAAUUGGGUCCCAAAGCACACAACUGCAAGCAGAGUUGCGGAUCCUGAAAGAAUCUUUCAGCAAUUUCUCCUCUAGCACUCUGAUGGAGGUCCAGGAUCUGGGCUUCCGUGGGGAUGGUGCAGGUGACAAGGUGACAUCCCUGGGAGCCAAGCUGGAGAAACAGCAGCAGGAACUGAAAGCAGGUGAGAGACCCACAUGUCUGCUGCAUUGCUGUCUGUGCAUCUGUCCCCUAGAUCAUGCCACUUUGCUCCUACACCUGAAGCACUUCCCAGUGGAUCUGCGCACCCUGACGUGUCAGAUGGUAUUUUUCCAGAGCAACGGCACAGAAUGCUGUCCUGUUAACUGGGUGGAAUAUGAAGGCAGCUGCUACUGGUUCUCUCGUGCUGGGAAGACCUGGUCUGAGGCUGACAAGUACUGCCAACUAGAGAAUGCCCACCUGGUGGUUAUCAACUCCAGAGAGGAGCAGAAAUUCAUUUUACAACACACAGGCGCCUUUCAUAUCUGGAUAGGCCUCACUGACAGUGAUGGCUCCUGGAAAUGGGUGGAUGGAACUGACUACAGGCAUAGCUACAAGAACUGGGCUAUCACUCAACCAGAUAACUGGCAGGGCCACGAACUGGGUGGAAGUGAAGACUGUGCUGAAAUCUUGACAGAUGGCCGCUGGAACGACAAUUUCUGUCAGCAGGUGAAUCGCUGGGCAUGUGAGAUGAAGCGGAAUAUCACUGGCUAAGAGCCCCGCUCCAGCACAUCUCUGUAUAACUUGUACCCCAUCCCUGCACUGACCCCAAUAUCUCUAUUGGGAAUUCUGCAGAAAGGAAGAAAAAGAGUCUGGGUUAUGGGGAGAGGCUGAGGAAAAAUGGAAAAGGGGGUGGUUUUAUUCAGACCCUGGGAAGGCUGAGAGUCUGCCUCCUUCCACAGUUCCUAGUAGUUAUUAUAAUUUUCAGCUGUUUCAAUGGAGUAGAAAUAAAUACUUGAAACUC
Sciurus carolinensis (gray squirrel) is the source of this 1531-nucleotide messenger RNA. RefSeq names its product asialoglycoprotein receptor 2 (gene Asgr2). The record is from RefSeq and is a predicted model, not a curated record. NCBI's taxonomy places the organism in Eukaryota, Metazoa, Chordata, Mammalia, Rodentia, Sciuridae. Gene Ontology annotation, biological process: biological process involved in interspecies interaction between organisms. The transcript has 10 exons. Gene Ontology annotation, molecular function: fucose binding; signaling receptor activity; D-mannose binding. Bases 211 to 1281 code for a protein of 356 amino acids. Gene Ontology annotation, cellular component: external side of plasma membrane.